UUUAUUUCAUAAAAGAUACAAUCGAACAAAUAUUUCUCGGAAUAAAACCAAUCACACCUCGCUACUAAUUUGUUAGUAAGUCUACCAGAUGCUCCGACGUGAUUUGUGCCAUACUUUCUCUUCAAUGAUUGAGAAGAUUAUUGCGUGAAGAGUUCAAAUAUAGAGCUAUACAGAGUGUAUAAAAAUCUAUAUACAUAUACUAUACUGCACACAUAAUUGUGUGUGUAUAUAUAUAUACCCACUCGGCGCGUACUAAUUUUACAGCGAUUGACGCAUGCCAUUGCUUCCCGGAGAAUGACUUGAAUAAAGUGCUUGGGUGAGGAGCAGGUAGAGAGAGAAUACUAUUUCAUCUUUGGAAAUUUCUCCCUUCAAUUCCUUGUGGGCCUGUGAUUUUCUCCAGCAUCAAGGGGAAAACUUUACUUUUAAAUUUGAUGGAUGGUCCUGCUAAAUUCCAAACAUGUCUUCCAUUUAAAUGCCAAAAGAUUUUCACUGCUCCAUGUCCAGUGCCCGCCUAUUCUUGCUCUGAGAUCUCUCAGCGAAGCUUUCGACAGCAAAACAAUCGGCCCGACUCGAGAUGCACAUCCGAUGUUUGACGAAAUGCUUCCACUAGAUUGCAAGUAUUGCAACGCACUGAUCAAGACGCACGCAGCUAAAAGGCAGCAUUUUGAAGCUCUAUCAGUAUUCAAAUGGAUGCGAAUAGCCAACUUUAAACCAGACCGCUUCACACUCGCUGCAGCGAUCAAGGCAUCAGGGGUGCUUUGCUAUGGGAUUUUAGGGAAAGCUAUCCAUGGUUUUGUAGUGAAGGCAAGCUAUGCUUUUCUGUUACCUGUAGAAAAGGCAUUGAUGGACAUGUACGCUAGGAUUGGCGCUUUAGAUGAUUCUUUGCAAGUUUUCGAGAGCUCAGAUCAGAAAGAUUCUGUUUCCUGGAAUGUCAUGCUUGCGGGUUUUGCUCGUGCGCAGCUUUACAUGGAAGCAAUGAACAUGCUCCAUAUGAUGCAUGUUUCAGGUGGGAAGGAGGCUAAGCUGACGGGUAUAACCAUAGCUAUUAUUCUUCCAAUCUGUGCAAAAUUGAAAAUUUUGGAACAUGGGAAGUGCAUCCAUGCUUACAUUAUAAAGAGCAAUUUGGAAUCUGAGACACUAGUGGGAAAUGCCCUUUUAUCCAUGUAUGCGAAAUGUGGUGGAGUUGUAAAUGAUGCGUGGGCUGUUUUUUAUAUGAUUUCUUGCAAGGAUGUUAUUUCAUGGAAUUCAAUGAUUGCUGGCUUAUCUGAAAAUGGUUUCUUUGACAAAGCCUUGGAAUUAUUUUAUCAGAUGGUUUCAGAGGGUGUUAUUCCUACUGAUGCAACAAUAGCGAGUGUACUUCCUAUAUGCAGUAUUCUGGAAAAUGGAUGGCUUUAUGGAAAAGAGAUCCAUGGCUAUAUCCUCAGAUCUAAAUUGGAUGAGGAAACCUCAGUUAAUAACGCCCUUCUGAUUCAUUACUUGAAGGUUGGAGACAUUGUUGGUUCUGAAUAUAUAUUCCAAAAGAUGGAAAGAAGAGAUCUUGUCACGUGGAACACCCUAAUAUCUGGUUAUGCCAUGAAUGGGUGGGUUUCAGAAGCAAUGAAUUUGUUUCACAACUUACUUCAAAGUGAUAUGAAACCGGAUGCAUUUACACUCAUUAGUGUUCUUCCUUGUUGUGCUCAAUUGCUUGAUAUCAAUGAAGGAAAGAAGAUUCAUGAUUAUAUUCUGCAGCAUCCUUCACUUGGUCAGGAGACAUCCUUGGGGAAUGCUCUUGUCAGCUUUUACGGGAAAUGUGGUAAACUCGAUGAAGCAGCCCAAUGCUUUCAAGGCAUAUGUAAGAAAGACCUGAUAUCAUGGAAUGCAAUGCUUACCGCCUGUGCGGAUAAUGGGCAGUGGGAGAAGCUCCUCAAGCUUCUGAAGCAAAUGAAUUAUGUACAAAUUCAACCAGACUACAUCACAAUUACUACUAUUUUUCGAGCUUGCACUUCCCUCGGCCUUACGAAAGUUAGGGAAGCUCAUGGGUACUCGUUUAGAGCAGGUUUAAUCAGCCACCCAAAUGUCAUGAAUGCAAUUCUUGACGCAUACACAAACUGCCAUGGCAUAGAUGAAAAAUAUAUUGGAAAGAACGUGCCCACUGAUAAUGCUAUGAUUUUGAAUUAUUUGAAACACGGCGGUCUCAAAGAUGCUGAGAAGAUAUUCAACCAGAUGCAAGAGAAAGAUCUUACCACUUGGAAUCUAAUGCUACAAGUCUAUACUCAAAAUGAUUGCAUUGAUCGAGUUUUUACCUUGUUUCAUGAACUACAAAAUGAUGGGACAAAACCUGAUAUUAUAAGUAUUAUGAGCAUUCUCAGUGCUUGCUCUCGUGUAUCAUUUGUUCAUCUUGUGAAACAAUGCCAUGGAUACACAAUCAGAGCUUCUCUUGAAGACAAACAUCUUGGAGCAGCACUCUUGGAUACAUACUCCAAAUGUGGAAGCAUAACGGAUGCAUGCAAACAGUUUCAAAUAAUUCCAAAUAAGGAUUUGAUCACAUUCACUACUAUGAUUCAAGGCUAUGCAAUCCAUGGAAUGGCAGAAGAGGCAUUACAUACCUUUUCCCAAAUGCUCAAGUCUAACAUAAAGCCAGACCAUGUCAUCCUAACUUCCCUUCUGUCAGCUUGCAGCCAUGCCGGGCUGAUCGAUCGGGGAUGGGAACAUUUUAAUUCCAUCAAGAAGGUGCAUGGGAUUAAACCAACGAUGGAACAUUAUGCCUGCAUGGUUGAUCUUCUCUCUCGAAGGGGAUGGCUGAAAGAAGCCUAUGAUUUCAUAAAUAACAUGCCGUGUGAGGCCAAUGCCAAUGUAUGGGGGUCUCUGCUGGGAUCUUGCAAGAUUCAUGGCGAGGUAGAGAUCGGGUGCCUUGCAGCAGAUCACUUAUUUGGUGUUGAAGGUAUGAAUAUUGGGAAUUAUGUGGUGAUGUCGAAUAUUUAUGCUGCAGAUGGAAGGUGGGAUGGGGUUGAGCAAGUAAGAAGGAUGAUGAAGAACAAGGAUAUGAGAAAGCCAGCCGGAUGCAGUUGGAUUGAGAUGCAGAGGAAGAAUCAUGUAUUCAUUGUCACUGAUUUUUCUCAUCCUCAGAGACAUUUGAUCUACAGUAUGCUGAAAAGUCUGGACCUACAUAUGAAAGGCCACUCAGCCAGAGCAAAUGAUAUUGGGAUUUCCUCCUUGGUAUUUAACCAAAACCUGAUAUUUCCUUAAAAUAUCAUAAACGAGGCUGUUUACUAGUUUUCUCCUUUGCUUAGUCAUUGCAAAAGUGACUUGGGAACUGCUCCAUGAUCAACAUAAUAGCUAACCAUUCUUAGAGCUUCAAAUCGCAUGUGAUUCAGAAAAAACUGAAGAAUUUCUUUAGUUCACAAAAAUGUCUAACGCCUCCUUCAAAUUUUUAGCAAAUGGCCAGCUCACGAGAAAUCCAGUGAUGGAAGCACUUUUUACCAUUCUCAUACCUGGCUUUUGCACUUUCCUCGUAUUGAUUUGGUGCCGUUGAUUUAGGCUUCGUUUGGGACGGCUUUUUUACUGCUUCUUAAAGUAGUAUUUUAAUAAAAAAAAGAAAAAAUUUUAACUAAAAAAUUGCUUUAAGAAGCAGUAAAUAAGCCAUCUCAAACGAAGCCUUGGAUUCUUUGUUGUCUCUUAUCAUUCUGCUGAAGGCCUUGAUGGAGUUGUCUAUUGGCAGUGAGGGAUAUCUUGCUAAUUAUUGCAAUCAACUUCAUGGGGAGCCAUAAUUGGUUCCUGAGCAAUUUUAUAGUAGAUUGAAGAUGAUAUCUGCAGUCUUAUCGGAUUGGAACUUGGUAAUCUGGUGUCUUAAUGCCUCUGUACCACUCUCUUAUAUUUUGACUGCUUUCUAUUCUGAUCUCUUGUACAAAGAACCCUGGCUUUCUUGUGCAGGGUGUUUCGGUGCAAUGCCUCGAUCAGUGAACAACUAACUUGGGGCUUUUAAUGUAUUUCUUGGUGUCAACAUAAAAAGCACGCUAAGUUUUGCAUAGUUCGUCCUGAUCGAGCAUACCAACUCAACCAGAAAUGAUAGCUACCUUCGCGCUAUCAGACAACGGGAGAAGAAGCUCACAGAUCCCCAUCAAUCAGGCUAAAUACAAUAAGAUGAAUGUCUACCGUCAUCAGAUAUGACCCAGCCUCUGCUGUUGCAGGAGUUGGUUGCGAAGUAUCUUCAUGCCAAUGACCGGCAUUUAUGCCUUUUUUUUUUUUUUUUAGGAUAGCCUUUUUUGUCAUAUGCUUAUAGGAUUAUUUUCUUUAAUUGUAUAAUUAAUUGAAUUUAAAUCAAUUCAGGAUGAUGUGGAAGUAAUUUUAGUCCGAAAUCAUGCUUUUUAGGCAUGUAAACUGUAAAGAGGAACAUAAAAC
Messenger RNA from Dendrobium catenatum, 4377 nucleotides. RefSeq names its product putative pentatricopeptide repeat-containing protein At5g08490. Gene Ontology annotation, biological process: RNA modification. The coding region runs from base 436 to 3225 and encodes 929 amino acids. Gene Ontology annotation, molecular function: RNA binding; protein binding. The record is from RefSeq and is a predicted model, not a curated record. The transcript has 3 exons. NCBI's taxonomy places the organism in Eukaryota, Viridiplantae, Streptophyta, Magnoliopsida, Asparagales, Orchidaceae.